CAACCAAGUGACAAGAAGAAAAAGAAAAUAGGUGUUUUUCCAUACAUUUUAGUGGAAGUUGUAAUUAUAAAUGAAGUUUCGUAAAUUUUUUUAAAAUUUUGAAGUGUUUAAUUUAUUUAUUUGUUCGUUGAUAAUUGUCUUUUUUCCAUGUGAUUAUAUACGUAGUGCUAUUUUGUGUAUGUGUACCCCUUAAGUGUUCAUUUUGUGUGAAGUUUUAUUAAAAAUUGUUUGUGUUGAUAAUGUUGUGAAUUUUGAUAACUUAUGUUGCACCUCUCAACAACUCAAGUAAAUUCGUAUUUUAAUUCUACACCUGUGACUCGAGCCAAUUUAUGUGAAGACUGUUUGAGAAACUGUUUGGGAAUUUGAAAUUAAAUUAUUUGUAUCUGUUAUGACAAAAAGCUCCUGUUAAUGGUUUCGAGCAGGCUGCAAAAAAAGCCCGCUCGUAUGCCUUUCCUUAGCCCGAAGAUGUCCGCUUCACGACACUCCAACAGGUUAUACACCGUGGAGGUCGGAGAUACGAAAUUUACUAUUUUAGAAAGAUACCAGAAUUUGAAACCGAUCGGUUCCGGUGCUCAGGGUAUCGUUUGCGCCGCCCUGGAUACCGUUACACAACAGAAUGUAGCCAUAAAGAAACUUUCACGACCAUUUCAAAAUGUCACUCACGCUAAAAGAGCUUAUAGGGAGUUUAAGCUCAUGAAACUAGUCAAUCAUAAGAAUAUUAUAGGUUUAUUAAACGCGUUCACUCCGCAAAAAUCUCUAGAAGAAUUUCAAGACGUCUAUUUAGUAAUGGAACUAAUGGACGCGAAUUUAUGCCAGGUGAUUCAAAUGGAUUUGGAUCACGAACGUAUGUCCUAUUUGUUAUAUCAAAUGCUGUGCGGUAUUAAACAUUUACAUUCGGCUGGAAUCAUACACAGGGAUUUAAAACCGAGUAAUAUUGUAGUAAAGUCAGACUGUACGUUAAAAAUAUUAGAUUUCGGAUUGGCCAGAACUGCUGGUACCACUUUCAUGAUGACGCCAUAUGUGGUCACUCGUUAUUACCGCGCACCAGAGGUGAUACUGGGUAUGGGUUAUAAAGAGAAUGUGGAUAUUUGGUCAGUCGGAUGCAUUAUGGGAGAGAUGAUUCGUGGCGGAGUGUUGUUUCCUGGAACUGAUCAUAUAGAUCAGUGGAAUAAAAUUAUUGAACAAUUAGGUACACCAGCAGCCGACUUCAUGCAUAGAUUACAACCUACUGUACGUAACUAUGUUGAGAAUAGGCCAAGAUAUUCAGGCUACACGUUCGAUAGGCUGUUUCCGGAUGUACUAUUCCCUUCUGAUUCUUCAGAACAUAAUAGAUUAAAAGCGAGUCAAGCACGUGAUCUGCUAUCACGUAUGCUGGUCAUAGACCCAGAGAGACGUAUUUCCGUCGACGAUGCACUAUUACAUCCUUACAUCAACGUCUGGUACGAGGAAGGUGAGGUAAAUGCGCCAGCUCCCGGACCAUACGACCAUUCGGUCGAUGAAAGGGAGCAUACAGUCGACCAGUGGAAGGAACUUAUCUACCAAGAAGUUAUGGAAUGCCAUAAUUCGGCUAGAUUUUCACCUCCGCAGUCAAAUAGUACAGAGGAGACAGAUGGAGCGUCUCCUAGUCGUCCUACUCGAUAAUAAAGAUUUUAAAACAUAGUUUUCGGUUUGUUUUUCCUUUUUCCCCUACUCUUUUUUCUUUUUAUUUUUUACUAUUUCAGUGCACGUUGCAAUAACAGUAUUUUUUCCCCUUCUACUACUGAAAAGUAAGAAUAGCGUUCUUUUCGCGGAGAUUUCUCUUCUCUCUCUCUCUCUCUCUUUCUCUUUUUUUCAUCUAUGAUGAAAGUGCUGCCAUUAUUCUUACUUUUCUUCCUUUAUUUUCUGUUUAUACCUACGUAUGUAUUUUACUUUGAAAGCUUGGAGAAAUUUUUAACUUUUUGACGUCGCAAAGCGUUGUUUUAAAUAUGUGUAAAGUCGCCUUUGAUCGAGUCGAAAAUCCGUCCAAAAAUCUUGACGAUGUCGGACCGCUUAGAGUUGUUGGUUCAAUAACCGAGCUUUGAGUAUUGUGCGACGAUGUGUUUUCUUUUUUUAAGAGCUUGUUUUAUAUACGUACGAGUAAUAGUAUGCACUUUUAUCACGACGUGCGAUAUAUUUGAAAAUUUGGACAAAUUUAUACAAUUGUUUUGAGUUUUAAACAUAAUAUAAACGAAGCUCGCAAAUGCGACGUUGAUUGUAUGAUUGUUUUAUCAGUUUUGACCCUUUUUAACGUAUCAAUUUUACAAUAUAGAUUUUAUUUUGAAUUUUAAUAUGUAUAACUUAUCGUGUGAAUGGAGUAGAAUUUGCUUUAUUGGGUUUUAUUAUUCUUUACGAACAAAUAAUAAUUUCCUUCACAUUGAAGUAUCCUGUUUUGAUUUUAUUUAUUUAUUAUUUAUUUAUUUUUUUUUAGAAUUAAAUAAUUUUUCGACUAAUAGAUAAAUGAAAGAUUAUUGGCGGCUUUGUAAAUGUGUGUAAGUUAUUUUUUUUAUUAUUUGUUUUUUGAAACACCAAGUUCAAAAAGGUUUUAAAUUGUGCCAUUUUUAUUUUUAAUUCCAAGUCGAGUUGGUAUUUGUAUUUUAAUUGUUCUUUUUUCUAGAUGGCCUUUUUUUCAAAACGCUUUUUAUCUACCAAUUUUUGCGAAUAUUCUAAUCAAAAAAUUUAUUUUUAGUGUUCUUAAUGAUGUGAUGAAAAGGAAUGUUGAAUGAACGAAACAACUUUAUUCAGUUCCAUUACUAUCGAGGUUAUUUUAAAAUAAAAUUACACCGGCUCGAGGAUUUUAUACUAGUAGUUUAAAUUUUUACCCUAAACAACACCAUUAUUUACAUUAGUUUAUUUCGUGAAUUCGACAUUUUUCAUCAGAUGACGAUGGUUUUUACAAAUCGCUUUUCAUUUGUAAGUUAGUUUUAAUGGUAACAUUUUAUCUUCAUCUAGUAAAAUAAGUGCUACAAAAGAAGUUUAUUACGAAAUGAAGCAAUGUCUUAAUAGUAUUCAAUUCGAGGAGAAAUUUUAUUACAUUCCAAGAGAUAUGACAUUUUGACCUAAUAAUUAACGAAAAAAAUAUAUUCUAUGAGUAGUUUUUUUUGUAUAAGUUACUGUGUGGUAAACAUAAAAAUUAUUUUACGAAACGCUUUUUUUAGACGCAAUAUUUGAUUUUAUAUUAUUUGAAUUUUGUAGAAUGAAAUUGCAUCCAUCUAAUAGAUCUAUGUAAUUACAUAAUUUUGUUAUUUAUUUAUUAAUUUAUUAUUUUGUACAUAAUAUAAUGUUUGAAUUAAUUUUAUCGUAGCGUCCAGUUUUUUUUUGUACAUAAGCAGCAGUAUGAUUUAAAAAAAUUAUUUUUAAGCGCUAUUUAUUACAAUAUUAGGCAUAUUUUGUGUAAAAAAAAAUUUUUUUUAAUGAAAAGAAAUGGAAUCAAGUAAAAAAUUGUACGAUCUGCUGAAUAUACUAUACUUCUAUCUUAUUGAUUUUUCUCUUUCAUUUAUUUUGUUUAGAAUUUUGAAAUUUCUUUCGUGUCAUUCAUCAUAAUAUUCCAUCUCUCAAUUCUCAAUUAGUUAAUUUUUAUUUAAAUUGAGAUGAAAAGAGUUUGUUUUGCUUUUUUGCUGCAACUGCAAGUGAUUCUGAAAAUUGAAAUUGGAAGCAUUGAUGAAGGCAUGGAGCUUGCCAGUGUUAGUCUAGGGCACUAUACACUAUACAGCCAGUCUGGAGGAGAAUAAAAUAAAAUUAAAUUGAAUUAAAUAAUUAAAUUAAUAAAUGAAUAAAAUAAUGAAGAAUUUGAAUUUUGAAAUAAUAAACGAAAUAAAAGCAAGAGCAAAAAGACUAAACAUAUUAUAGUACUCGUAAGUACCUAAAUAAUAGAUUUUGGAAAAUUGAACAUACUGAUGUCACUGAUACAGAAAAGAAACAUGAAAAUUUGAAAAUUUGAAAAAUGAAAUCCACGAAAGGAAAAAUGCAAAAAUCCAUAAAUCGAAUCUGUACGAACAGUUCCGAAAUUACCCGAAGUUUACCCAUUAUCGAUUUCUCAAAAAUUUUUCUGUGAAGUACAAUUUCAAGGUGUUUCGUUAUCAUUAAAAACAUGUCCGUACAAAAAUAUUGAUAACGAACCUUCAAUUACUUGGUUUUUAAUACAGUUUUUCUACUUGAUUAUGAUUUGAAAAACUAAUUUUUUCUAUGAAAAUAAAUCAAGAAUUGCUAUACAAUGUUACUAAACAGAUUCCUUAAAAUUUCCACCAUUGUGUGUCAAAAUUCGGGUAAAAUUGCUACCAGAAGUAUCACACAUUACUUGAG
This is a messenger RNA of Planococcus citri (citrus mealybug), 4317 nucleotides long. It is a transcript of the gene bsk, whose product is annotated as mitogen-activated protein kinase dJNK. The transcript has 9 exons. Gene Ontology annotation, molecular function: ATP binding; JUN kinase activity. Gene Ontology annotation, cellular component: nucleus; cytoplasm. The record is from RefSeq and is a predicted model, not a curated record. The coding region runs from base 409 to 1641 and encodes 410 amino acids. NCBI's taxonomy places the organism in Eukaryota, Metazoa, Arthropoda, Insecta, Hemiptera, Pseudococcidae. Gene Ontology annotation, biological process: protein phosphorylation; JNK cascade.